GCUGGACUCAAUAAAAUGGAAACUUUAGCGGCCCUUAACAACCCAACAACAACAACAACUAUACAACAAAAGUUGGAGUGAUCGCAUUAAUUGAUGUUACAAAAGAGGAACUCAACAGCAUCCACUUAAUGCACAUCAUAUACUGAGGAAGAUUAUUCAUUUGUCUUGAAAAUGGCAGCUAAGCAGAGAAGCUCAAGGAAAUCCCCCGGAAUUACUAAACAAACAUUGAAAGCAGAUAGUCAGCCCAAUUCUGAAAGGGAAACCAUUCAACUUGGACCCCGAAUUGAUUGGCGGCGUAUCUUUACUCGUCUGCUGAUGAUAAUUGGGAUAAUGAUUGUUGUGUACUUCAGUAAAGCAAAUAAAAUGGUACCAUUUGCAACACAAAAAGAAGAGAUUAGUAAGCGAUCAGUUGAGAUUGGUUGCUCAAAAGAUUAUGCUGAAGAACUCAAACAUUUCCCAGGAUGUACGCCCAGAAAGUGUGGACGUGUUGUUUUGGACACCUUGGUGACACCCUCGGAAGUAGCAGCUCUUCUCAACAUUGCUGAGCGAGGACUGUCCAUGGGAGGCUCUACUGGUGGUGCAUCCAUUCUAGAUUUACAUUCUGGAGCUCUUUCACAUGGCAAUGCUUUUGUCAAUAUCUAUAAAUUAGAAGAGGCAAAAACCCUUUUCACCAUUCAAGACUUCAAGAUAUAUAGUUAUGUUAAGAAUAAGAUUCACCAUGCGAUUGCUGAUCACUUUGGUAUUAACAGAAAUGAAUUGUAUCUGACACAUCCAACUUUUUUUUCAAGAAUCACUCCUGCUCCUCCACAAACAAUUCAUGAUGAGUAUUGGCAUCCUCAUGUUGAUAAGGAGACCUAUGAAUCAUUCCAUUACACCUCUUUGUUGUACCUAACUGAUUAUAGGUAUCAUUUUGAUGGUGGUCGAUUUAUCUUCAUUGACAAAGACUCGAACAAAACAGUGGAGCCUCGUGCAGGACGAGUGUCAGCCUUCACCUCUGGAUCAGAAAAUUUGCACUAUGUUGAGAGAGUGACAAAUGGCACAAGAUAUGCCAUUACUGUUUCCUUCACUUGUGACCAGAGACACGCCAUUAAUGAUCCCAUGUUACGAAAGUGAUUUGUUUAUAUCUGUUCCAAUAUUUUUAUCUAUUUGUAUUUUUGUAAUGCAAAAUAAGAACCCAUUGUACAUCACAACAUAGAGAUAAUUCAAUUUUGAAAAUGUAGUGAAUUGAACUUUUAGCAUCUAAGUGCUGUAAUGUUAUAGCAUUUUUAAUUUACUCAUAGGUAUUGCAAUAUUAUUGUAUAUGGUAUAGGGUAUUAAUUUUUUCUAGUUACAUUAGCAGAGUUACCUAUUGUUAUCCCUGUUCGAAUAUUUAUAUAUUUAAAGCAAUUAUUCAGAUACAGUUCUUGUUUUGGAAAUGUUAAACUCUUAAUAAGAUUCUGUUAAUGAAUUAAUUCCAUAUUAUAUCUACUCAUUAUGUCUUUCUGGUGAUAGACGGCUUUUCUUAAAUACGGUUAUACAGGAGGGCCCCGUUUUACAGCUCUUCAUUUUACAUCAUUUCACUAAUACAUUGGUUUUCAAUUAUUCACAUUUUUCAUUUAUUCGAACUUGCUGCAAUAAAUAUAUUCACCACUCACUACAAGCUAUGGACAGAAAUAUUUUAAGAUAAGUAAUGUGUGUAUUGAAUAUGCAUUUUUAGGCCUAGCUCUAUUGCUCGCUUAAUGUAUGGUACUGUGAAUAUGCUAUCAGGCUUUUAUAUGAAUUUGAAAGUAAAAAAAAGGCUAUGCUUCAGUUAAUGGCAAUUUUUGCUUUACAGCAGUAGCCUGGAACCUAACCUGCUUGUACUGAUUUUUUCAAAUACUUUUAGUACACUUUGUGUUUACUCUUUGUUAAUAUACAUAUUGACACUGUCAACGUAAAUGCUGUACUGUGUUUUAUCUCAAUAAUUUUCACACCUUGGAUAAAAUGGCAAACAUUGCCUACAUACAUCACUCUUGCUUAUAAAUAGAUGUAUUCAAAAUGAAGCAGUAGACCAUAAAACAACGUAAAUGAAAAAGUAUAAGACAUUUAUUUGCAGUGCUGUGUGUUGAGAUUCUCUUGUAAGUAUCUGGUAACUAAAUAAAUGUUCUUAACUAAAAAUAAAAAACUGGCAUUAUAUUUAUAAUUAAAUUUCAGCAGAUCUACGAUAGUUGGUGGAUAUUGUGGUAGCUAAAUUAUACUAUCAUGUUAAUUUUAGCAAGAUUUAAAGUGUUUUGAUGAAAAAUACAAAAUUUGUGUACACUACCAUGUUCAUAUUAUUAUAUCUGUUAUUGCAUAAAGGAAGUUUUUUGAAGAGUUACAUAUUCAGAGCAGUUUAGCUUGUUAAGCUGAGUCUUCCUGAAAGUCACAAGAUAGACAGCCCUCAGUUUAAUAGACCUCUGUUUAAUGGACUCUGGAAAUAUGGAAUAAAAUCAGCUAGGUCAGUUGAUUUGGUAUCAAUAGACACAGUCCAUUGAUUGAACAACUGACUGUGUUAUCAAAGUAAAAUAUUCUUAUCUAUACCACAGUUGCCAUUAUUGGUCACCCAAUAUUCCCUAUUAGACAGCUAAAUCAGUCUGCAAUGGACUGUUAUGUCCAUUGUUCCCUGAAGGGAGACAUCUUAAUGUCAGUGAGAGACUUUGCAUCCAAGGAAUAGGCCUUAACCUCUCCUUCCUUGUAUUAAACCUGAAUGCCUCCCAUUCCUCAGGAACUAUGUGACCCCUAUAUGUUUAGUGCUUCCCCAUGCAUAAAAUGAAAAAUAUAUGUAUAGAUGCACUGUUAUUUAGUACUACUGUAUGUACAAUAUUCACAUUCUAAUCUUUAAAAUAGAACAUUUAAAAACUGAGGUAAAGCCAGUAUUGACAAAUGUAAUGCUAAUAAGGCUGUGUAUGUUGAGGAUUUACCAACAGUAUUUUAAGUCUAGCGUAAGCCUCUUAAUUCAUGAAAUUCAGGUAAGAAUGAUGAUAAAAAUAUAUUAAAUAUGGAUCCCUCUUGUUCUAUUGUUAAAUAUCAUUUAAUAAAUGAAUAAUUUAAUUUAGAAAUAUAUUUCAGUAUUUGUAUAAUGAGGAAAGUUGUUGCAAGUUGUCUUCAACUGUUUUAAUAAAUAAAAAAUAUAUUUUCUUCA
Messenger RNA from Cherax quadricarinatus, 3139 nucleotides. Its product is annotated as 2-oxoglutarate and iron-dependent oxygenase domain-containing protein 3. Lineage: Eukaryota; Metazoa; Arthropoda; Malacostraca; Decapoda; Parastacidae. Gene Ontology annotation, molecular function: iron ion binding; L-ascorbic acid binding; oxidoreductase activity, acting on paired donors, with incorporation or reduction of molecular oxygen. Gene Ontology annotation, cellular component: membrane. The record is from RefSeq and is a predicted model, not a curated record.